UGACGUCUCUGUGUUGACACGGCUCACAGAGGGAGGACACUCACUGCUGUUCGUCACUGGUGGGAUGGAGGGGGGCUAGCCGGGGCAUUCCCUCUUUCUUUCAUCCUUCUUAGUUUAAAUUUAAAAAACAAAUCUGAUUCCUGUUACGUAUGGAAUACCCGGCUGACAUGGUGAAGGAAACGGAGAACUUUAUGAAGGUGACAGCAGGUUGGAGGUGAGGGAGGUGGAGAUCUUCGCAGAACAUCAACAAAUAUUUGAUACUUUCUGCUGCGAUGCCACAGUCAGGACGCCCCCCAGCAAUAUCAUGACUGCAAGGUGCUGGACUCACAACAACCCAAUAGAAUUCUUCUAGGUCUAGGUGACCUUUUUGGCGUGGAUGUAUGGAUCCCUACAGAACCGGGAGCAAGGGAACGUGGUGGAACAUGCUCCUUUGGAGGAUCUUACUACUUUUGUUCCAAGGAUUUGGGCUCCAGGGCGUUCAAGGGGAGCUUCCUUUCAUGGCAGGGAACAACGCCGCAAUGCUGGUCAACUGGAACGCUGUUGAUGGAAACAAGAAGAUUUUCGCCAUCUAUGACACCAGCGUCAACGAACCGGGCAACAUGUCCAUCGUGAAGCAGACGGUGGAUAAACUACUGAAGGGGUACGACAUCCGACUGAGACCGGACUUUGGAGGCCCCCCUGUUGCAGUCGGCAUGAGCAUAGACGUGGCCAGCAUAGACAUGGUGUCAGAAGUCAACAUGGAUUACACCUUGACAAUGUAUUUCCAGCAGUACUGGCGGGACAAGCGCCUAGCCUACUUAGGAAUCCCCCUCAACUUGACUCUGGACAACAGGGUAGCUGACCAGCUCUGGGUUCCUGACACCUACUUCCUUAACGACAAGAAGUCUUUUGUCCAUGGCGUGACAGUCAAAAACCGCAUGAUCCGCCUGCACCCAGAUGGGACCGUUCUCUACGGGCUCAGGAUAACCACAACGGCUGCUUGUAUGAUGGAUCUAAGGAGGUACCCCCUGGACGAACAGAACUGCACUCUGGAGAUUGAGAGCUAUGGCUACACCACAGAUGACAUUGAGUUCUACUGGAAAGGCGGCGAGUCGGCAGUAACGGGGGUGACGCGCAUCGAGCUGCCGCAGUUCUCUAUCGUCGAUUACAAACUGGUGUCCAAAAAUGUGGUCUUCUCAACAGGUGCCUACCCUCGACUGUCUCUGAGCUUCAAGCUAAAAAGAAACAUUGGCUACUUCAUAUUGCAGACCUACAUGCCAUCGAUCCUGAUCACCAUCCUCUCCUGGGUAUCCUUCUGGAUAAACUAUGAUGCGUCGGCAGCCAGGGUGGCUCUUGGGAUAACCACGGUGCUGACUAUGACCACCAUCAACACUCACUUGAGGGAGACGCUACCCAAGAUCCCCUACGUGAAGGCCAUUGACAUGUACCUGAUGGGAUGCUUCGUCAUGGUCUUCCUGGCUCUUCUGGAGUAUGCCUUUGUAAACUACAUCUUCUUUGGGAGGGGCCCUCAGAUGCAAAAGAAGCUGGCGGAAAAAGCAGAGAAGGCCAACAAUGAGAGGUCGGCCAAGUAUGACGCAGCAAGGGAGGCAGGUAGUAGGACCGCAUCGCUUAAACGGUCCAAUCAGGUUAAAGGUCUUCGCCACUCACGCUCGGCGGAACCCCAUGGCCAUGGAAACAUCCUGCUGACCACCCUUGAGAUCCACAACGAGGUACCUGGUGGGGAGAUCACCACUAGCGUGGCAGACAUUAGGAACUCUCAGUCCAUGGUGCAGCUGGACAGCACGGCUUCGUCAAACAUCCAGUACCGAAAGCAGAGCGGUGGGAUUGGUCCCCGCUCCGCCAGCCGCCAUUCUCUGGAUCGGUCUGCCCAACUGAAACGCAGUCGCCUGCGGAGGCGGUCCUCCCAGUUAAAAAUUAAAAUUCCAGACCUAACCGAUGUGAAUGCCAUCGACCGCUGGUCACGUAUCAUCUUUCCUUCAGUUUUUUCGCUGUUCAAUCUCAUCUACUGGCUUUACUAUGUCUGAUUGGACUGCUUUGUUUGGUGUUGUUUGAUUUUGUUAUUUAAUUUGUUUUUUCUUCUUUUUUUUGCUCUUUUUUUAUACGCAGUUGAAUAUGUGGAAACAAAGACUGCAGUAAUGCACGACUACAAAGUUUUGGACAAAGUUCUCACCUAAUUUGUUUUUUAUUUAGCAUUAUAUCCUCGGUACAGAGGCUCUUUUAUUUUUUAUGUACUGUAAAUGCGACUUGUGAAAGUUAUUUCCUAACAUUUGCCCUCUCUAUAAUAUGUAAAUAGUAAGAUACAAUGCCAGCAAGUGAUCUACAGCAGUAUGUGCAAAAAACAAACACAAAGAGGCAGUAAAAAAGAUUUUUAAACCAAAAAAAACCAUUUUACACCAGAGAGAUGGUCAGAUUAGGCCAGUGCUGCAACAGCUCAUAAUUACUUUGAGAUGCACAAUUACAGAUAAAAAUGCAUCUAAGUGUGUGAAUUUCUGUUGCUUAAACAUCUCAGACUAUUGAAAGUGUGCGCUUAACUUCAGAGCUAAAUUAGCAAUCAGGCUUCUAAAAGGUCAACUCUCCCAAUUAUCAUAUUUUACACUUUCUGCCAGAUAUGAAUUGUGUGCGUUUUUGAAGACUUGUUAACAGGGAAGAACUAGGUUGUUUAUCUUGGGCUACAUACACACCGGGCAUGUGUGGCACGUAUAAGGAUGUGCUGAACGUGAGUUUUGAACGCUCCUUAAACAUAUGGUCACCCAGGUCUCUCACUACCCAAUACCAGCGGAUGUACUGUACUCACAAUUGGAAGAGGCGUGGUGUCAAAGUGGUGCAAAUCUCACCCGUCAUGCCUCGGGCUUAUUCUUUCACAGCUCUAUUUCGAUAUAUAUGAAAGACUUACGGCUGGGCACAAACCGCAAAUAUUAAAUUCUCCUUUGUGAUUGAUUAUCAACCGGUUGGCACUGCCGUCCACUUCAGGAUAUGUAACUACCAUAUCCAAGUCUCUGAUUUGUCAAAGCUCAACUGGUUUAACUUUAAGUUAACGUGAAUGUGAGAGUAUUUAACACAGAAACCUGAAAUGCACAUAUAUAAGUGUUGACAUAGACUUUUCAUUAGAGAUGGUCGCUCGAGUGUGUUUUUCCGAGUCGGGUAUAAAUGUAGCUUCAGAGGUAGUCUCCGGAAAGUAUGAACAGCUACUUUAAUUGCUAUCUUAACUAUCCAACUUGCCAUAUUUUCAUUCCUAGGCAAGUUAGAAUCAAGUUCUAGACAUUCACUACCAUCACUAGCCAUCAAACUGACUCACAGCAAGGAUAGUCCAAUACAAUUUUGGUUGGAAGUUUGCUGGUUUGGUCCACACCAGAGAUCAGAAUAACUUUUGCAUCUGCACACAUUUUUUUGUUUGCAAUGUAUUGACUCUUCCAAAUUUGUGUCUACAGAGCUAGGUACUGCAGGUCAUAUGAAGAAAAGCUGAAAACUGCAAAUGCUUAGUGUAAUUUUGAUACCUCUGUCAAUUAAAACUUUGAGCAACUUAAUCCAGCUCAGUGAGGUCCAACCCCUAAGUUCCCUAUGCACUGCCCUAUGUUUGUCAUGUACCGGAGUGGUUUGCCUUGGUUUACAACACAAUUUUACAAAAACGGAUUGACGUUUGUUUACACAGUGGAUAAAAUGCAUGCAACUAACUAUACUCUGUUGUAGAUUAAUCUGGUAAAUCUAUACUGAAAUGGUUAAGCUGAAGAUCUUCUCUUUUGAUCACAAUGUUUGUGACUCAGGUCUUGAAGCUGUUGGCAUUUUUUUCUCGACAGGAAAAAGUGGCGCUAAAAUAUUCCUCUCUACGACAAGCUGGGGGAAUAGUUAAUAAGCACAAACUGCCACGUUUUUUCUAGCUCUAAUUUCCAGUUGAUUGCGACAGAUUUGCACUCAAAUUUACAAAACUUCCACUUUGAAAAAAAAAAAAAAAGAAAGUCCUUAAUUUAAAAUAACUGCCAAGGGCCUUUUGGGCGAUAGAUACUUUACCCAUGAAAUAUUCUGAUAUUUUUAUACUUGGUAUCUUCAGGUAUUUGAUUCCCAUGCGUGUUUUUGUUGGCUUAACACCAAUUCUUUUUUGGUAAUAGUGUGGAGGAAUGAUGCUAAGGAUUUUUGUACAUAGGUACAUAUUGUGUACAUACGUAGAUGUACAUAUACACAUAAAAAAUGAGUGUACAACCCAUAAAAGAUUUCGUGAUUGUUAUACUGCCUAUUUACUGUCAGAGUAUUUAGUGAAAAUAUAACAAACAUUAAUCCAACAAAUCUGUUGUAAGUAAUACAUUCCUAUUCAAACUGCCAACCAUUUCAAAUUUCCAGUCCAGUAAGUGUAAUGUAUGUUGAGCUCUGUAUUAUACAGCUUCUGAAUGCCCCGCAACACAUCAACAAAGUGAUGCAAAUGGAUUUUACUGAGUCCGAAGAUGGACCACGAUAAGCAGUCUGUUGAAUAGUUAUAAGCACAUACUAGCAUUGAAUGUAUCAGAUCCAUUCUUCAGGGAGAGGAUAAUGAGCCAUGGUCAUCAUUUCUCCAUUAGAAUGUAAUACACCCACUUUUAAUCUUGCUAUUAGGAAUAGAGAAAAAAGGAAGGUAUUUUAACAAAAUCUGCAUGUGUGCAAUGAGAAUGGAUCAAGAGACUGCAAGAUUUAAAGGUCAAAAUGGAAAAAAAAAUUUUGUGCUGAUUGCCAGAUUAGAAAAUGCAAUAGUUUGUUGGUGGAAUAAAAAAAGUUGGAUACUGUCUGACUUCUUGCAAAAUUGCAAAAAGGAUUAUAAAGUUAAAACUUGGUCAUUUGAAUUAUCACUCACCUAUUUUACUUGUGCAUGAAUAUGAAAAGAAAAACAAUUCUGAACUGAUUGAUGAAAGACUAUCAUCUGAUAUAUGACAAAGAAAAAAAGAAUGUACUGUACCCAGAUUGUUGCAGCACAAAUGCAGUUUGAUUAACCUGGUCAAAGUAGGGAUGUUUGUAAUCUUGAGUGACACUUUAUUUUCUACUAUGUAGAUGGGGCUGAGUGCAAAAAAGAAAAAUCAUCAGUUAAAUGUCAAAUAAUACUUGAAAAGUUCAACAUAAAUACAAUGGAGCAUAUCCUUUUUUGGCAACUUAACUAAAGUAUGAAAGUGAUAGAUUUUGUUGCUAUUGAAGGCUGUUGUGGUAGACUGAACUAAAAAAAAAGGCUGUUAUGUGGUAAAGUCAACAUCAAUGGGUAAAUCUAAAAAAAGGUCAUUGUAUGAGUUGUUUUUUAAACUACCGUAAUGUACAAGCUGAAGCUAAGAGCAAAAGAGAUGGCAACCUUUAUUACAUAAGUAUUUAUUAUGCAUGCAUUAACUCUUAACAGAGAUCUUUUGCAACCUUAUUUAUAAGAACUGCCAACAGCUCAUUGUAGAGAUGACUCUCUACAAUGCCAUGUGAGCCUGUGUUAAAAAGUAAUAAAAAAACAAACAAAAAAAUAUCAUAAGACUUCAGGUGUUGUAUGGCCUUGGUCCCAUUAUGGAAUGUGCAAUGUUCUGUGCUGCCACAAAAAUGUAUUUAGGCUUAGAUUUAUACUGUAUCUCUGUGUGCUUCUCCUUUUUUCAGUAGAGUACCAUGCUAAACCAUCAAAUAAAUGAUCUACCAUUCUA
Molecule: messenger RNA, 5627 nt
Organism: Oryzias latipes (Japanese medaka)
Lineage: Eukaryota; Metazoa; Chordata; Actinopteri; Beloniformes; Adrianichthyidae
Source: RefSeq, a predicted model, not a curated record